Messenger RNA from Tarenaya hassleriana, 570 nucleotides. RefSeq lists its product as uncharacterized. The record is from RefSeq and is a predicted model, not a curated record. Bases 1 to 570 code for a protein of 189 amino acids. The transcript is spliced from 2 exons. Lineage: Eukaryota; Viridiplantae; Streptophyta; Magnoliopsida; Brassicales; Cleomaceae.
AUGGAUUGGUUGAUGAGGUACCAAGCCUACACCGAUUGUCCCAAUAGGACAAUCUGGUUUACGAACGAAUUCGGAGGGUUCGAGUUCCGAGGCCAAGGAGCACCGGCAGCGGACCCGAUCAUCUCGGCACUGAAAGCCGAGAAGAUGAUUAGAAAGGGCAACGAAGCAUUCCUGGUAGUCAUCACAGCUACACAGGAAUCGGAGCGGAGAUUGGAGGAUACACCCAUUGCCCGAGAGUUUCCAGAUGUGUUUCCCGAUGAUCCACCGGGAUUACCACUCACUCGGGAGGUUGACUUCAGCAUAGACGUGUUACCAGGUACCGAGCCUAUUUCCAAGGCUCCGUACCGGAUGACACCUACAGAGAUGGCCGAGCUGAAGAAACAGCUGAACGAGUUGAUGGAGCAGGGUUUCAUCCGCCCUAGCAUUUCGCCGUGGGGAGCACUGGAGAUUGGAUUUCUGGGACACGUGGUAUCGGCCCAGGCAUUCAGGUCGAUCCGACCAAGAUCGAGCCCGUCAUGGAGUGGCAGUCCUCGACUUCUGCAAUGGAAGUCAGGAGCUUCUUGGGACUAG